Danaus plexippus (monarch butterfly) is the source of this 1266-nucleotide messenger RNA. RefSeq names its product malectin-A. NCBI's taxonomy places the organism in Eukaryota, Metazoa, Arthropoda, Insecta, Lepidoptera, Nymphalidae. The coding region runs from base 213 to 1010 and encodes 265 amino acids. Gene Ontology annotation, cellular component: membrane. The record is from RefSeq and is a predicted model, not a curated record. The transcript has a single exon. Gene Ontology annotation, molecular function: carbohydrate binding.
UGUGGACGAAGUGAUGUGGACUGUGGUUGAUGUGAUAGUUAAAAAUUAGAAUAUUCAAUACCAAUGGUGAGUUGAGUGGUUAUGGCUUGCCGGUUAUUUACAUUUUUGCGAAUUCAAAAGAAUUAACAAAAAUGUAUUAAAAUCUGGACUUUUGUAGUAACUGAUACAUUCAGUCAAUUUUAAUAGUUAUAAGAGCUGACAAUUAAGAGGAAAUGUCUCGUGUGUUUAUAGUUACAUUCCUGUUAUGCUUGCAUUUAUUAGAUAGUGCUACAGGCCUGGGAGAAAUUAUUUACGCUAUAAAUGCCGGUGGUCCAUCGCAUACUGAUAUUUAUGGUAUUCAUUAUGAAAAAGAUCCAUUACAAGGCAGAGUGGGAACUGCUUCUGAUUAUGGAAAGCAACUUGUUAUGAUAGGAAGGGUUAACUCCAAAGAUGAAAUAUUAUACCAAACCGAAAGGUACCACCAUAGUACUUUUGGUUACGAUAUACCAGCGAAUAAAGAUGGUGAUUAUGUUCUUGUGCUCAAAUUUAGUGAAGUCUACUUUAAUGCUCCUAACAUGAAAGUUUUUGAUGUGGUUUUGAAUGGUGAUCAUACAAUAGUAGCUGACUUGGAUAUUUUUGACAAAGUUGGUCGUGGAGUUGCACAUGAUGAAUACAUACCCUAUUUUAUAAGAAAUGGUAAACUAUAUUAUAAUGAUGAAGAGUCCGAUAUAAGGGGUGGAAAAAUUAAAGUGGAAUUUAUCAAAGGUUAUAGAGACAACCCUAAAAUUAAUGCAUUAUAUGUGAUGAGAGGAACAAUAGAUGAAGUACCUAAACUACCUCCAAUAGUCUGGCCGGAAUCAGAGAGUGAAGAGCCCCGAGAAGAAGUGGAAGAAAAGAAUACCAAAACCCGAAGGGCUAGCGGUCCCAAACAACCAGAUCCAUAUUUCAUGGAUGAUAGUUCAGUUUUAAUACCAGUGUUUAUAACUAUAGGUGCUUUUAUUCCUUUACUAUUUUGUCUCUGUAAACUUUAACAUUUACAUUGACUGUAAUUUUAAAAGAACUACUGUUUAUUCAUUCUUAAAGUGUUGCUUUGUUAUUUUGUAAAUUUAAUAAAUUAUAACAAAAUAUUAUUUUACAUUUUUCCUAAACUAAAGCUCAAGCCAAAUAGUACAAAACGAAAUAAAACACUAGUGCCCGUCCCACAUAGAGUAUAAAUUAAUAAACAUUAAAUAUUUUAUAAGCACUAUUAACUGCAUAUGCACAUAUGGAAAUAAAUGUUUAAAAAUA